Messenger RNA from Plutella xylostella (diamondback moth), 538 nucleotides. The record is from RefSeq and is a predicted model, not a curated record. NCBI's taxonomy places the organism in Eukaryota, Metazoa, Arthropoda, Insecta, Lepidoptera, Plutellidae.
GCUGCGCACGAGCACCUCACUGUUAAGACUCGGACCAUUCUCAAACAAAACUCUGCAAAAUGUCACAAUCGAUCCUGAAUGAAUCUAGCCCAUACGGGUUAGGUACGCCGCAUUCGUUCGACCACCUGCAGUGCGGACAAGUAUGGUUCGACAGCGAUGUUGAAGAGGUGCGGCCGCCAAGCCCAGAGAGAACCAUCGCUAAAAAGAAAAGUGUUGCGGCCAGACAGUCCAGAAAACGGCGGGCGGAGGAUGACACCACAACCUCUUACGUGAUGAGCAAAUCACCGCGACCAGGACAUCGGCUCGUGAGAAUUGAGGUUGUGGAUCUGAACAGCAGUACUAGUGACAGUGAGUGUGUAGUGCUAAAAGCACAGUACGUUGUGACGCAUCCGGUAGAUGAGAUAAUAGACAUGACGGAAAACCUAGUGAAAAAAAUUACAAAGACUAUGUGUAGCUCUUAAGUUAGUUUAGGUUUAGUAUAUAAACUGUAUUUUUGUUUAGAUGUAGGUAGAUUAAAAUAAAUAAAAGACUUUAAUAA